AUGGGAGCACUUUCUCGAUUCAUAGCUCAUGUCUACACCCUUUUCUUAGUAUUCUUCACUGUCCUCUUCCUGGAGCUCGUAAUCUUAGUUCGCUCAGUCGCCGGAAGUAUUGGUUACACGACGGCAGUCGAUGACCAACCAAUGACCACCGCCCAGUACCUCAAAUUGAUUGAAGAAAACAACCCAGCGAGUCGAUACAAAACCGCCGGAUUAGAACGUAAAGAGUGUUCGGUUUGCCUUUCUGUAUUCGACGACGGCGAUGAAAUCAGGAGAUUGAAAUGCAAGCACACGUUCCACAAGGGUUGCGUUGAUAAGUGGCUGGAGCAAGAUAGAGCCACAUGUCCGAUUUGCCGGAGUUUGGUGUUGCCGGAGGCGAUCGUGGUUAAAUACAGUCAACGACAUCAGAUUCCUCUGCAUCGCCGCCGCAGGGAGUUUUACGGUGGUAGCGAUGAGGAGCUCAUACUCUUGUUGACUUCUUUACAUGGUAAUUAUAUGCGUAGAUUUAUGUAA
Molecule: messenger RNA, 510 nt
Organism: Lactuca saligna
Lineage: Eukaryota; Viridiplantae; Streptophyta; Magnoliopsida; Asterales; Asteraceae
Source: the annotation of a GenBank genome assembly